Messenger RNA from Schizosaccharomyces octosporus yFS286, 1650 nucleotides. RefSeq names its product ferric reductase transmembrane component. The record is from RefSeq and is a predicted model, not a curated record. Gene Ontology annotation, molecular function: ferric-chelate reductase activity. Gene Ontology annotation, cellular component: plasma membrane. The transcript has 2 exons. NCBI's taxonomy places the organism in Eukaryota, Fungi, Ascomycota, Schizosaccharomycetes, Schizosaccharomycetales, Schizosaccharomycetaceae. Gene Ontology annotation, biological process: copper ion import; iron ion transport; intracellular iron ion homeostasis. Bases 1 to 1650 code for a protein of 549 amino acids.
AUGUAUGACUCAACAUGGGUAAUAAAGUAUGACUCUAAUGACAAAUGGGCGAUUAUUUUCUUAUUUCUUUUUCUUGGAUGCUUAGUUGCUCUCUCUGGUCUUUAUUUGAUAGAAACAUUAAGGAUAAAACGCAAAUCUUUCAAACAUGAUAAUUCUCCAAGCGCUAAAGUUUCUUCGCCGCCUUCGGCUUUCGAGCGUAUAUACCUGGUGGUAAGAAAUGUUUAUUUGUACUUGGCAACGAAUAAAGCUAUUAUGACAAUUAUCAUCGUUCCACUCGUUUUCGCAAUACCGUUCCUUUUAUCGGAAGAGAUACGAAUAACCCAGGAACUAAAGGCGAAUGGGUUGGAAUGCUAUAUGAAAAACAACCCAUUCGCUUUGAUGCUUUUUUCUUCCCAUGAGAAGAUGAAUUAUAUACAUCGUCUCUUGUCUCAGUUUGCCAUUCUUCUUGGUAUUAUACAUGGGUUUACACGCCUUGCCUUGGAUGCUGAAAAAGGCCUAAGUUUAAUUAAUCGUGUAUAUAAUACAGGUUAUGCCAUUCUCGCCAUAACAGUCCUUUUAAUUAUUAGUGUUUUACCAUGGUUUAGGCGAAGGCUUUAUGAAUGGUUUUUCCUUAUCCAUCACGUUUGCAGCAUUGCAUUUCUUAUUUGUAUUUACUUGCAUCAUCCCCGAUGUAUUCCUUAUAUGAUUGCGGCCAGCGCUUUAUAUGCACUGGAUCGUGCAUGUAGGAUUCUUCGGUGCUUUCUGAAUAAAACAACGUUCCAGGCGACAAUGAUAGAGGAUGAUGUUAUUUACUUGCGUGGAAAAAAACCCAGAGCCUCUUUCUUUUCCUUACCAUGGUCUUCUGGCAAUCACGUUUAUGUCAACAUUCCUCGUUUAAGUUUUUGGCAGAUGCAUCCAUUCACAGUUGCUAGCUGCCCUUCAGACGACUAUAUUGAGCUUUUGGUUGUCGUCCGCAAGGGUUUCACACGUCGCUUGGCAAACCAUCUUGGUUCCACGGAUGAUUCAACAAGUGAAGAAUCAGAAAAGUCCAACUCAAAAUCCAACACUAGUAUCGUUGUAACUAGAUCAGACACAGGAAAUUACGUCUCUGAUCUUCAUAAACGAAUAGAGUCGGAUGCUACAUGUGUAACACCGAUCAAGGAAAUGACAAUCUUCCUGGAUGGACCUUACGGACCAAUGUCCAACCCCUUUAGGAAUUACUCUUAUGUUUUAUUUUCAGCCGCUGGUUGCGGAAUUACUUCCACUUUACCAUUGUUCAGAGACAUGCUGUUAAAUCCUGGGAAUACAGUCGACAUCACGUUCGUAUGGGCUUGUCGAUCACUCAAGUUUAUUCGUCUAUUCAAGGAGAUCUUGGAAGAUUCUAUAAAGCAGAAUGGUGUCACCGUUCAUAUAUAUUGCCAUUUGACGACAAGCUACUCUGUGAAAGAGCAUCACUUAAUAUCUGAAACGAAUGGUUCAAACUCGAUUCAGUAUUUUGAUGAGAGGCCUAACUUGGGAAAGUAUGUCGAGGAUUACUUUCAUUUGUCUGGAACAAAUACGAAUGCAAUAAGUGCAUGCGGCCCUAAUAAAUUUUUGAAAGCUUUGAAAAAGGAGAUGACCUCUCAGCAAAAAUGGGAUGCUGAUACAUUCCAGCAAUACGAAGAAAUUUAA